AAACUUCGAGAAAUCGAUUUUCGGAGAGUGCACCACAAAUUCUGGACUGUAUGGGCUGGAGCAGAGGAUGGGGACUGCUCAGCAGAGACUGUGAGUGAGAAGCAGGAGGUGAAGCCCCCUCUCAGAUAUGAGCUGACCCGGCCUCUGAAGGUGAUAACUGACCUUUACUUCAGGUUCCAACUGGAUGAAGCAGAAACAAACUUCUUAGAGUGGGCCCAGCAGAGAGAAGACUCCCUACAGUUCUGCUGUGUGAACAUGAAGAUUGAGUCCUUGUCCCUAGAGAAUGUCAGCACGAUUCUGACAGUUUUCCAGCCUGAGCAUAUCCAGGUGUUGGAACUCAGCACAGAUUGGAGCUGGCCCUCUCUGGCACAGUUUUCUCCCUACCUCGCUUAGAUGAGAAAUCUUCACACGCUUUCUCUAGCGCAAAUUCCCGAGAACAGAUUGGGGCUUGAUGAUAUACCAGGCUCAGAGGAGAAGGAGCUUGUCGGAAAUUUCCUUUCUCAGUUCUCCCAACUCAGCAGUCUCCAGCAUCUCUCUUUGAAUGGCAUCUCUCUUGCCAGGAGGCACAUGAAACUCUUGCUCAGGAACCUGAAGACGCCCUUGGAAUCCUUCUCUAUCACUCACUGCCGGCUUUUCCAGUCACACUUGAAACACCUGUCCCGGUGUGAGCGGCUCCAUCAACUAAAACACCUGGACAUGUGUGGCGUUCCUCUGUCCUGUUUGAGGAUGAAGCCUCUCAGAGUUCUCCUAGAGAAAGUGGCGAACACUCUUGAGACUCUGGGAUUUCAGGGGUGUGGGAUAAAGGACUCCCAACUCAGUGUUCUCCUACCUGCCCUCAGCCAAUGCUCGCAGCUCACCAAGGUCGAUUUUUAUUUUAAUGACUUCUCUGUGAAUGUCUUGAGGGACCUUCUCCGCCACACAGCCAACUUUACCAAGAUGACCACGGAGCAGUACCCUAUCCCUCUGGAGUGCUAUGAUGAGUUUGGUUACUUCUCCAGAGAGUCAGUUGUCCAACUUUGCCGUGAGCUCAUGGACACACUCAGGGCCAUGCGGCAGCCCAAGGACAUGUCCUUUGCUGCAGUUCUCUGUGGCAGUUGUUUGAAGCGCCGUGUGUAUGACCUGGAGGCCAGGGUUUGUCCCUGCUUGCAGUAAAGAGGGGAUUGUUACUUUUGGUCCUUGCCUUCUCAGGGUGGCUUUGUGCAGAGCUGUUAAAGAGAGUGAGCAAUGCAGACACCUUCUGUGAAGGAGGGUGGGGGAUUUGGAGAGGUUUUUAAUCCAGGAACCUCAGUGUAGGAGGCACUGUGUGCAUAUCAAUGAUGGCAGGAGGAAAGGGCAAUGCAGACAAAUGUUUUUUUAUUUAUUUAUUUUUAUUUUUCGAGACAGGGUUUCUCUGUAGCUUUGGAGCUUGUCCUGGAACUUCUGUAGACCUCCUGAGUGCUGGCAUUAAAGGCAUGUGCCACCACUGACAGCUAAACUUAAUUUUGUAGCUAGAGUUUUCCUGCCUGCCCCACAGUCAGGACAAAUCUCUGUCACCCGCCAGUCCCACAGCUGCUCAGACCCAACCAAGUAAACACAGAGACUUAUAUUGCUUACAAACUGUAUGGCCAUGGCAGGCUUCUUGCUAACUGUACUUAUAUCUUAAAUUAAUCCAUUUCUAUAAAUCUACACCUUGCCACGUGGCUCGUGGCUUACCAGCAUCUUCACAUGCUGCUUGUCAUGGAGGCGGCUGGCAGUGUCUCUCUUCCCUUCCUGUUUCCUCAAUUCUCCUCUCUGUUAGUCCCACCUAUACUUCCUACCUGGCCACUGGCCAAUCAGUGUUUUAUUUACUGACCAAUCAGAGCAAUUUGACAUACAGAUCAUCCCACAGCACUUCCCCUUUUCUUUUUUUCUUUUUUUUAAGAUUUAUUUAUUAUGUAUACAGCAUGUAUGGCUGCAGGCCAGAAGAGGGCACUAGAUCUCAUUACAGAUGGUUGUGAGCCACCAUGUGGUUGUUGGGAAUUGAACU
This is a messenger RNA of Peromyscus californicus insignis, 2005 nucleotides long. Its product is annotated as PRAME family member 8-like. Gene Ontology annotation, cellular component: cytoplasm. The transcript is spliced from 2 exons. The record is from RefSeq and is a predicted model, not a curated record. The coding region runs from base 394 to 1152 and encodes 252 amino acids. Lineage: Eukaryota; Metazoa; Chordata; Mammalia; Rodentia; Cricetidae.